UAAUUACAAUCGACAUAAUUCGCAACAAGAUAAAUGAAAACGAGGUUAAAAUGAAAUAAUAAUAGAAACAGAGAAUUGAGAUUUCCAUCAGCUUUGUUGGUGAAUAGUAAGCAAACAGUCUUCUUCUUCGGCACUUCCCAAGCUUCUCUCCGGACCCCAAAGCCAUAGCAGAGAAAAAGAGGAAUCCAUUUAUCAGAUUUGACUGCUACAAACUAGUGCUUUUUGUUGGUGGGAUCUUAAUCAGGAGAGAAAAUGCAAACUUCGACAUAUGCAGCCAAAGGAAGCAUAGGUUUGGAAUUACAAAACCGCAGGGUCUUUCCUCGUUUCGGUGAAUUUAGGAAGCAAAGUUCAUGUGUCAAGAAUCUGAGGGUUACAAAUAACACCACUUCCUCCGGUUUGCGCAUUGGUUCAGUGGUUAUGGGAGCCGAGUUUGGCCGUCCUAGAACCCGAAUCGAAGCUGUGUUUAGGCCCAGAUCAGUCAAGGCUAGAGCUUCUGGUGGAGACAUUGAGGAUGUUGAUGUCACUGCUCCCCAGGGCAAAUCUUCUGGAACAGUUUUGCCAUUUGUUGGUGUUGCUUGUCUGGGAGCAAUUCUGUUUGGUUAUCAUCUAGGGGUGGUGAAUGGUGCUCUUGAAUACCUUUCCAAGGAUCUUGGAAUUGCUGAAAAUGCUGUUUUACAAGGAUGGGUUGUUAGCACACUCCUGGCUGGUGCCACUCUUGGUUCAUUUACUGGUGGUGCAUUGGCUGAUAAAUUUGGCAGAACAAGGACUUUUCAACUAGAUGCAAUCCCUCUUGCUGUUGGAGCAUUUCUUUGUGCGACAGCACAGAGUGUGCAGACUAUGAUAAUUGGUAGGUUACUUGCUGGCAUUGGAAUUGGCAUCUCAUCUGCACUUGUGCCACUUUACAUAUCUGAGAUCUCACCAACUGAAAUUCGUGGUGCGCUUGGGUCUGUCAAUCAACUUUUUAUUUGUAUUGGGAUUCUUGCAGCAUUGGUGGCUGGAUUACCUCUAGCCAGAAACCCUCUAUGGUGGAGGACAAUGUUUGGUGUUGCUGUUGUCCCCUCUAUUCUAUUGGCUUUGGGAAUGGCAUUUUCUCCAGAGAGUCCUCGGUGGCUUUUUCAGCAAGGAAAGAUUUCUGAAGCUGAAAAAUCAAUAAAAACACUCAAUGGAAAGGAAAGAGUCGCUGAGGUUAUGAAUGAUCUCAGAGAAGGGCUUCAAGGUUCUUCUGAACAGGAAGCUGGGUGGUUUGAUCUAUUUAGUGGCCGCUACUGGAAAGUUGUGAGUGUUGGCGCAGCACUUUUCUUGUUCCAACAGUUGGCCGGCAUAAAUGCUGUGGUGUACUAUUCAACAUCUGUGUUCCGCAGUGCUGGAAUUGCUUCUGAUGUUGCAGCCAGUGCUCUUGUUGGGGCAUCAAAUGUCUUUGGCACAGCCAUAGCAUCCUCUUUGAUGGACAGGCAAGGAAGGAAAAGUCUUCUAAUAACAAGCUUUGCUGGGAUGGCUGCUUCAAUGAUGCUGCUUUCCUUCUCUUUCACUUGGAGUGCCCUGGCACCAUACUCUGGCACCCUUGCUGUACUUGGCACUGUUCUCUAUGUGUUGUCCUUCUCUCUUGGUGCUGGUCCUGUCCCUGCUCUUCUUCUUCCAGAAAUAUUUGCCUCUAGAAUCAGGGCAAAAGCAGUUGCUUUAUCAUUAGGCAUGCAUUGGAUCUCAAACUUUGUGAUUGGGCUUUACUUCUUGAGCGUUGUAAACAAGUUCGGGAUCAGCACAGUUUACUUGGGAUUUUCAGCCGUCUGUCUUCUUGCUGUCUUGUACAUAGCUGGUAAUGUUGUGGAAACAAAGGGGCGGUCCUUGGAGGAAAUAGAGAGAGCUCUUAACCCUGCAACUUAAUCAGGAUGAUCUUUAGAGUGCUGGUGUUAAUAAUUACUGCAAGCCACAGAUUUUGUGCUAUAAAAGAUCUCCUUACGGAUAGUGUUCCUUUGUUCUUAUGAGACUCAAACUUGGGGGCCAACUCGUUCGUUGCUUCCCACCUUUUGCGGGUAUAUGUUUGGACAGUUUACCUUAGAUCUAUCCAGACUUAUGGUGGCUGUAGGAACCCUAGGACACUGGCUCAGUUGAAUCAGGUUGCUGUAUCAUAUAUGGACCGAUUUUUUCAUGUUUUGUCACUUGGUUGGAUAUCUCAAUAACUUGGUUUGCAGUUUA
This is a messenger RNA of Vitis vinifera (wine grape), 2193 nucleotides long. Its product is annotated as plastid hexose transporter. Gene Ontology annotation, cellular component: membrane. Gene Ontology annotation, molecular function: carbohydrate:proton symporter activity. The transcript is spliced from 14 exons. Lineage: Eukaryota; Viridiplantae; Streptophyta; Magnoliopsida; Vitales; Vitaceae. Gene Ontology annotation, biological process: carbohydrate transport; transmembrane transport. The record is from RefSeq and is a predicted model, not a curated record. The coding region runs from base 253 to 1881 and encodes 542 amino acids.